GUUUGUGAAGAUAUUUAUCCACCAGACUAUCGAGCACGGCGCAAUGGCGUUCUGCCAAAUUGCUUUUCGUGCGUCCCACAUUCGAUUUGUGCGCUCCAUCGACCAACCGUUCUCCUUCGGUCUUCACAUCGAAACAUGGACUCGAUAGUAGCGACAUAUUUAGUUGCUUCAGCGCUGGGUCUAUUAACCUGUUGCAUAAGCAUUGCGCUGACAUUGAUGAUGUAUCGGCAAAUUGCGAAUGUGCCCGGCCAGGAACGUCUGAAUAUUACCGAUCCGAAAUUCCAUCGCAUCGCUUUAUUGGGGAUGGUUUUUGGUGUGAGUGUGGUAUUAACCAGCCUUCUCGUCGUCAAAAUUCCAUGGACCAGCCGUGGUCCGCCCAGUGUGCUACCCGCGCCAGUGUCAACAACGACACCGCUCUGGGAAAACGAGUCCGCUAACAACACCGUCGUACAAUGCUGGAAGGAUUACUGCGCAACGUCACCCUACGAUUGCCUCGAUUAUGAGAAAUACCUCGUCAACUGCUUGAUACCCAUCGUGUCCACUGAUCGCUUACCAUCGUCACACCAUGAGAUGUACGCCAUAGAGGGUGAGUCGGUGCAACUGCGCUGCCAGCCACUGGAGGAUGAUGUCCGCGGAGUCCGCUUGGGCGCCGGCUAUUAUAGAGGACGGGGUUUGAGUACGUACUUCUGGAGCAGAAAUGCCCAUCACCUGGCCCAACAGCAUCUGCAGGAUGGACAUCAGUGGACGGUGGCCAUCGACCACAGCGUGGCCGUUGAGCGACUGUCCGCGGCCGGUGAUUUAUGGAUCCGGGCCAUCAAGACGGACGACGCGGGCGUGUAUGAUUGUGUGCAUAUCGACAAAUGUCCUCAACACAGCGAGAAAGAUCCGGUCGGGUGUAACCUGCGGGUUGGACCUGCGUACCGCGUUACCGUUUUAUCCAAAGGGACGGUUCGUAAGCUCUACAGAUUCUCCUGAACUGCAGCGAGUUUACUGAUGGUGGAAGUGAAUUGAUGCGGGUACGACAACGCGUCUAAGUGAAAAACGACUAACGCCGCUGGAUGUACCUGCCUCAGACUGGCAAUUGUUCCUGUCCAUCAUAGUAUAUUUUGCUGGGUUUUUACCACCGUUAGCUUAGCGUGGCCAAAGCUGGUAAUCCAAAGUAUGGCUGUGCCGCUGCUGCAAUAUUUUCUGAACCGAAUCUUUUGGAACGGUCGAAGAGAGUUUUCCCGAAAAUUGCUUGUUCGUGUUUUUUUUUUGCUGUUAUGAUAAAGGAACUGUAAUAAUGCGUUA
This is a messenger RNA of Paramacrobiotus metropolitanus, 1290 nucleotides long. RefSeq lists its product as uncharacterized. Lineage: Eukaryota; Metazoa; Tardigrada; Eutardigrada; Parachela; Macrobiotidae. The record is from RefSeq and is a predicted model, not a curated record. The coding region runs from base 136 to 975 and encodes 279 amino acids. The transcript is spliced from 3 exons.